CUGAACUCUGGAAAUGCUGCAGCCCCAUCUCAGAUGAGACCAUGAGAGCCCACACCCGUGGGGCGCCCUCAGUCUUCUUCAUACUGUGGGCCCUGCUUGCUCCAGCUUCCCCGGCAGAAGUGGACCCCAGCGGGGGGAUUUCCUUCAUGGGAGGCAACUAUGAUGGUCAUCCCAUGCUGUACUUUGGUAGAGGCGACGUGGAGAAGCUGCAGUACGCCGCGGCGGGAAGUCACCGGGACAUGGCCCGGAGAAUCCGUGAGGCUGGGGAAGCCAUGCUGGAGCACCCAGAGGAGUACCUGCCCCCCUGGAGCCCCGUGGAGUUCAGCGCCCGCUGGAACGAGGUGUAUGGGAACAACCUGGGCGUGCUGUCCAUGUUCUGCCUGCUGUAUCCGCAUCGGGCCGGGGCCCUCCACCUGACCAAGGACUACAUGGAGAGGAUGGCGGCGCAGCCUAGUUGGUUGGUCAAGGACGCCCCGUGGGACGAGGUUCCCCUGGCUCACUCUCUGGUCGGCUUCGCCACGGCCUACGACUUCCUGCACGAGUACUUAAAUAAGGACCAACAGGAGCGCUUCCUGCAGGUCAUCGGCAAUGCUUCACGCGUCAUGUAUGAGAAGUCCUACGUUCGAGGGUGGGGGUUCCAAUACCUGCACAACCAUCAGCCCACCAACUGUGUGGCUCUGCUCACAGGAAGUCUGGUUUACAUGACCCAAGGUUACCUCCAGGAGGCAUACUUGUGGACCAAACAGGUUUUGUCCAUCAUGGAGAGGUCUAUGGUUCUGCUGCAGGACGUGACGGAUGGCUCGCUGUAUGAGGGCGUGGCCUAUGGCACCUACACCACCCGUUCUCUGUUCCAGUACAUGUUUCUGGUACAGCGCCACUUCGCCAUCGGCCACUUUAGCCAUCCCUGGCUGCUUCAACACUUCGCUUUCCUCUACAGGACCAUCCUCCCCGGCUUUCAGAGGACUGUGGCCAUCGCAGAUUCCAACUACAACUGGUUUUACGGUCCAGAGAGCCAGCUGGUCUUCUUGGACCGCUAUGUGUUGCGUAAUGGAAGUGGAAACUGGCUGGCAGAGCAGAUUCAUCAGAACAGAGUGGUGGAAGGGCCAGGUCAGCCGGGGAAAGGCCAGCGGUGGUGCACACUCCACACGGAGUUCAUCUGGUAUGAUCCAGACCUGAUCCCCAAACCUCCUUCAGACUACGGAGCUCCUCAGCUUCAUUACUUUGAGGACUGGGGCGUUGUUACCUACGGCAGUGCUUUACCUGCAGACUCCAACCACUCCUUUCUGUCCUUUAAAUCUGGAAAACUGGGAGGUCGUGCCAUUUUUAAUAUUGUUCACAAGAACAAGUACAAGGAGUGGAUCAAAGGUUGGAGGAACUUUAAUGCCGGUCAUGAGCAUCCUGACCAGAACAGUUUCACUUUUGCUCCCAACGGCGUCCCGUUCAUCACCGAGGCGCUGUACGGCCCCAAGUACUCUCUGCUGAACAAUGUUCUGUUGUUCAGCUCGGGCCUCUCGGGGAGCUGCUUCAGCCCUUGGGCUGGACAGGUCACAGAGGCCUGCAACUCCAAGUGGUUGAACUACAAGUUGGGCCUCGCCGCAGAUUCUCAGGGCAGCGUGGAAGCUGCCAUGAAAAGGAAAGGAAUGGUCUUCAUCCGAGGUGAGGGACGUUCAGCGUACGACCCAGAACUGAAGAUCAGGAACUUCCAAAGGAACUUGCUCCUGCUUCACCCACAGCUCCUGCUGUUGGUCGACCACAUCCACCUUGAGCCAGAGAGUCCGGCCAGAGCCGUGAGCGCCUUUUUCCACAACAGAGACCUGCCUUUUCACAGUGUGAAGGUGGAUGACGUUUAUGGAGCAUUUGUUUCCCACGGAGGGCUUAAAUAUAAGAUGUUUUGGAUGGAUGACACCAGCAGCAGCAGCAGAGGGGUGGUAGGCUACUGGAAUUACCCCCGGGGGUACCCCUAUAACGGCUCCAACUAUGUGAAUGUCACAAUGCCAUUACGGUACCCACACACAAGGAUGGCCUACAUUUUCUUUGGACCUGACAUGGAUGUACAGAGUUUCAGCCUACGCGGGGACAACCAGAGGGUGGAUGUUUACCUCACCACUAAGGAGCACACCUACACUAUCUACCUGCUGACUGGAGAGGGCAUUACUAAGCCUUUGUUUGCCAUGGUGCUGAUGGACCAAAAGAAGAUUGUAUUUGAAAGGUCAGCAGCAGAACCAGACACUUCACCCCAGGAAGUGGAGGAAUACGUCAACGUGGUGGAAGACAACCUCCAGCACGUCAAACCUGUCUUCCAGCAAAUGGAGAGGCACAUCCUCGGGCGGGUCCUCAACAGCGCCAGCUUCCGUAAAACUGCAGAGCGCCUCCUGCACUUUUCUGACAAGAGGAAGACAGAAGAGGUCAUCGAGAGGAUGUUUGCCAUGUCCAAGAAGCAAAGCAAAAGCAAGGGGGACAAAAAGAUGAGCUUUGGGGAGAAGCUGUCCGAGAACAUGCCGGAUAUUUUUGCGCAGGUUGAAGUGACUGAGAAGAAAGAGAGACAGAGGACUUCAAAGCGUGUGUAUGAAUACAGUCCUGAGGAAGGAGACGCAGACUCGCGCGCUUUCAUGGAUUAUGCAGACGGCCGCAGGAACAGAAAGGGGGGCUUUGUGAAGGGUCGCAGAUUCAAGGAGGUUCACGAGGCGGCCACAGCGGGGAGCGAGGGUCUGUCCAGCACAGCCUCUUACAUCAGGCUCUUCCUCCUGUUGAAUACCGCCACCUUCUUCCUGCUGCUGGCAGUCCUGCUGACCCGCUUCCAGAGGGGGCGCAGCCUGCACACACAGAGGUGCUUCUACACCAUCCUUCUGAUUGACUGCUUCAUCCUGCUGUACCUCUACUCCUCCUGCUCCCACACACAGUGCUAACACCUGACUGCACCUCGCCAUCACUCUGAGCGAGGCUUGAUGGAAGAGCAGCUGUUGAAAGACAGGACACGCAGCAAAAGCUGAAUCUUAAGAAAGUAAAAAGAAGCAUAAUCUUAUCAAGAACAUUUUUCAAUAAAAAAAUGAUCUUAGUUGAGCAAAACCUUCUAUGACUAGAAUUGUUUUAAAUAAAAAGACCAUGUUUCUUGCCCCAUUGGCAGAGGUUUUGCGUAUUUAAAGGGGUCAUACCAUGAUUUUAUGAAGUCUUUCACAGUAAUCUAUAUCCAUGUAAAUGAUCAUAUGUUACCUUUUGAACUGUAAAAAACUUCAUUAAAUAAGUUAUUUUUGUUAACAAUCUUUAUACCCGAAAGUAAAGCAACUCAACUCUGAGGCUCCGCCUUUCACUCCCUGAGCGUCCACUCACUUCCUGAUGUCCUCCUAGAGCCGGCAUGUCACCCAUGAAUAAAUGAGGGGAAAUUUUUAUUAUUUUUAUAAUAUUGAUGUAGGCCUACAGACAGUUCAGCUCAGAGGUUUUUCCCCAAAAUUUGGCACAGACGGAAUGGUGAUUUCUAAUGGGUUCAUUUUGUGGGAAAAUUCUGUGAAAAAAUACAGACAAAACAUUUCAGGAUUGAUUGAGAUGAUGACAUAUAAUAUCUGUAUCAAAAAGUCCACUUUGCUUUUAUGUGGAUCCAUUUACAUUUCUGCCUUUGCCUAAAUAAUCAACAUUUAAACCAGUUCUUUCAAUUCGUCGCUCACUUUCCACCAGGAAAUAGUCUGCUCCCUUUCUCCUGCCAUCUUCCCAGUAUCCCUGUCUUCUUGUGCCAUUCUCGGACACUUUUAGGACUCAUCUCAACAUGUGCAAAUUCCUCACCAGCCCAUAAGUUCCUAUGCCACCACACGAUGUUUGACCGUUAAAGAAUGAGAGUUUCUUGACCAUCUGUACAAACUUGCAACACAGACAGCCGACGUCUGCUGUGCAUGAGCCAGUGAUCACCACUAGCUCAAGACUCUUCCCCAAAGGGGCGGUCUCACUCUGUGAUGUCAGAUCAUGAGGACCUGCUCGUUUUCGUGGGUAUGGGAGGGGCUGCAGGUUUUUAGAGGAUUACUCAGAAAUGCGUUAACAGAUCAAAACACCGCUCUAGGGUUCUUUAUAGAGAAGAAGGAACGUUAUAAUGCACUUAAUAGCUCUAAAAGUAGAUGGUAUGGCUCCUUUAAAUAAAAUCCCCAAUGGGGUGCGAAUGUUUGACUUCUCACAAAGGGCCUGUUUUUGCCUGUUUUUGCAGUGUCCAUCCAUGAGGGUUGUUUUGAACAACAAGGAAGUGAAAGUAUUUAAAUUUAAAGACCAAGCUGCUUUUUUAUGUUUUAACCUCAAAUUUUUGGUUUGAAGAUGUCUGCAAAGAAAAAAGAUUUUUCUGUAAUAAUUAUGACAAAAGUCAAAUCAAAAGCAUGAAGUAUAGUGACUUUUUCCAAAGGUUAAGGGUUCUCAUCAAUCAUUAGACUGCAGCUGGUCUUUCAGUUUUAGAGUUUAUGAUCCUUAUUGUUUGAUGUAAAAAUUCACGUUUUGGCUCCAACCUGAGUUAUGACCAAAGAGCUGGUUAAGUCGCUUAUUCCAAUUUUCUGAGGAUGUCAUGCUUGUUUUUUUUGUCUUUUUGUUGAACAUCUGUCAGGACCAUUGAUUGUAUAUGAGAACUGGACUGAGUGACUCCUCCUCCCUGAUGCUCCAAACAGGACGUACCUGUUGGCUCUCCAGGAAGCCCAAAUCCCAUCCAUCCAUCCAUUUUCUUGACCGCUUCAUCCCUUUCGGGGUCGCGGGGGUGCCGGAGCCUAUCCCGGCUACUGAUGGGCGAAGGCGGGGUACACCCUGGACAGGUCGCCAGUCU
Messenger RNA from Oryzias melastigma (Indian medaka), 4783 nucleotides. RefSeq names its product dermatan sulfate epimerase (gene dse). Gene Ontology annotation, molecular function: chondroitin-glucuronate 5-epimerase activity. NCBI's taxonomy places the organism in Eukaryota, Metazoa, Chordata, Actinopteri, Beloniformes, Adrianichthyidae. The record is from RefSeq and is a predicted model, not a curated record.